GUAUUACUACGAUGUGAUUAAAAUUAAAAUUACUUGUAUUAAACGAUGAUAUCAAAGCGGCAUAACUGCCCGAAUAUCAUAUUCAAUGUGACGUUUUUGCAAAGAAACUUAUUUUCGAGCACGUUUAUAAAGUCUACGAAGAUUCUUGACAUCAGAGACAAGCAUCUGUUUCCUCCGAAUGAUGUAGAAAUACCAGCGUUAUGCGACUAUUUAUCAAAUAUCCAACAUAUCAUUGCCGGGGAUAACAGACUGAAUUUAUCCGUGUUUUUGUGUUUAGAAUCGUUACAAAAUUUAGAAAUUCAAAAUAACCGAAUAGGCUCUGUAAUUCCUUUAACAGCUGAAAAUUUUGCUAGUUUAACGCGUCUGGAUCUCAGUGCGAACAAUAUACAGAAAACAAUUGAUUUCACCAACUUGAGCAAUCUAAAAUCGUUGCAGUACUUAAAUUUAAAUUUUAACGGAAUUGAUCGAUUUGGUUUUGAAAAUCCCAAUGGUUUUUUACAUCUGACGGAGCUUCAUUUGAGAGGAAAUAGUUUAAAGCAAUUUGGAUCGUGUUUCGAUAUUCCGCAAUUACGCGAGCUGAAUUUGGCUGAAAAUUUCUUCGACGACCUUUCGAUACAGAACAUCCGCCACCCAAACUUUGUUUGCUCUGAUUUAUUCUCGAUUAAUUUAUCGAGUAAUGUUUUAAAGCAUUGCAACAGCGCAAAUAUUAUUUCGUUAUGUUUCCCGUCAUUGCGACUGCUUAAUGUAGUAAAAAAUCAGUUUUCCCGAGAUGUCAUUCCGCGUGCAAAAGACGCAUACCGAAAUCCCGUUUGCACUGUAAUUUUUGCGGCAAAAGAUCUGGAUUCUGCAAACGCUUUUUUGGCAAGAAUAAACAAUAAAUUUGGUGUCGGAAACCAUGAAAAACAAAUUAAAGAUCAUGCAAACGAAAUCGUUUGCAGCCUGGUGGAUACUGCUCAUGCAAAAGAAAGCGAUGCUAACUUUACUUCAGAGCUGAAGGAAGAAAACUACGAAAUCGCCGAACAGGAAAUGGCCGAGUUGACUUCCGGAUGGGAAAAUUUACCACGACCGAAAAAUCUCCGGCAGUGUUAUCAACUCUUGACGGAUCUGGUUAAUCAGCCGAAAAUUACAGUGAAUGCUUUACUCCCGAAAUUUGUCCCCAAAAAAUUUCCGCGACGAGAUACGCGAAAAUCUACGCUAUUCUGGAAUGCCAUUGAUCGGCAUCGGACAUCGCUGCAGAAAAACGCCAUACGGAUUGACCGGCCAGCUGCUGGCGCUGAUGAUAUGUUUAACAAAUCAAAAGAAAAUAACAUCCAGCAGCGCAGCCUGAACAAAGCCAUGCAGAGCAUAAAAAAAUUAGACAACGCCGUUUUCGAUCAGGUUUUAUCGUAUCGCCAGAAAAAAUAAUAAAAUAAUAGUAAAACUGGAACUCUUCCGAUCAAUAAACUGAUU
This is a messenger RNA of Paramacrobiotus metropolitanus, 1449 nucleotides long. RefSeq lists its product as uncharacterized. Gene Ontology annotation, molecular function: protein binding. Bases 46 to 1404 code for a protein of 452 amino acids. The transcript is spliced from 2 exons. Lineage: Eukaryota; Metazoa; Tardigrada; Eutardigrada; Parachela; Macrobiotidae. The record is from RefSeq and is a predicted model, not a curated record.